AUGGCUGCCGGAAGGUUGCUGCUCUACACGGGCCUCUCGCUAGCGCUCUGCGCCCUCGGCAUGCUGGCCGUGGCCAUCUGCUCCGACCACUGGUACGAGACGGACGCCAGGAAGCACAGGGACAGGUGCAAGGCCUUCAACACCCGCCGGGUCGACCCUGGCUUCAUCUACAACAACAACAACAACUUGCCGCUCCGCGCGAGCCGCUCGCGGCUGGACCGCUGGGAGGGCAAGCUCCUGCGGGCCCGGAACCGCCGGCAGCUCUUCGCCAUGAGCCCCGCGGACGAGUGCAGCCGGCAGUACAACUCCACCAACAUGGGCCUCUGGAGGAAGUGCCACCGGCCGGGCUUCGACCCCGAGAUCGCCGCGCUCAUCCGGAAAGGAGAAAUUGAGAGAUGCACUUACAUCAAAUACCACUACUCCUCAGCAACCAUCCCCAGGAACCUCACUUUCAACAUCACGAAGACCAUCCGUCAGGACGAGUGGCACGCCCUGCACCUGCGCAGAAUGACGGCCGGCUUCAUGGGCAUGGCGGUGGCCAUCAUCCUCUUCGGCUGGUAUUCGGGUGUGCUGGGCUGCUGCUGGGACCGAGGCCUUAUGCAGUAUGUCGCGGGGCUCCUCUUCCUCAUGGGAGGAACCUUCUGCAUCAUUUCACUGUGCACCUGUGUGGCUGGGAUCAACUUCGAGCUGUCACGCUAUCCACGCUACCUGUAUGGACUCCCCGAUGACAUCAGCCACGGCUAUGGAUGGUCCAUGUUCUGUGCGUGGGGGGGCCUGGGGCUCACACUCAUCUCGGGAUUCUUCUGUACCUUGGCCCCUUCUGUCCAACCUGUCCCGAGGACCAACUGCCCUAAAUCCAGACCCGAGAACGGGACAGUGUGCUAA
Molecule: messenger RNA, 885 nt
Organism: Lepus europaeus (European hare)
Lineage: Eukaryota; Metazoa; Chordata; Mammalia; Lagomorpha; Leporidae
Gene: TMEM178B
Product: transmembrane protein 178B
Cellular component (GO): membrane
Source: RefSeq, a predicted model, not a curated record